Molecule: messenger RNA, 2420 nt
Organism: Clupea harengus (Atlantic herring)
Lineage: Eukaryota; Metazoa; Chordata; Actinopteri; Clupeiformes; Clupeidae
Product: flavin-containing monooxygenase 5-like
Molecular function (GO): flavin adenine dinucleotide binding; NADP binding; N,N-dimethylaniline monooxygenase activity
Source: RefSeq, a predicted model, not a curated record
UGAGAAUGACAUUUUAUUGUUGGUGUACUGUUAUAACAAUGACAUUUUACGCUGUGCUUUCCGUGAUUUUGGAGGACUGUAGCCUCAGCGACCGUGCGCAAUGAGACAAUGAAUGAAAGCACUAACUAAAGAUCUCAAAGUCCAUCCAAGACACUCCGCCCACGAUGGUGAGUAGGGUAGUCUGAUGCAGUCGCUCAAUCGUGUCCGUGAAUUUGCCUUUCGGACUCUGAAGAACUCUCAAGCUCUUCCUAGAGAACAUCCACCAUGGUCAAGCGUGUAGCUGUGAUUGGAGCUGGAGCCUCUGGCCUGGUCUGCAUUAAGUCCUGCCUGGAUGAGGGGCUGGAGCCUGUCUGCUUUGAAAGCAGUGAUGACAUUGGCGGACUGUGGAGAUUUAAGGAGAACCCAGAGCCAGACAGAGCCAGCAUCUAUAGCUCUGUCAUCAUCAACACCUCCAAGGAGAUGAUGUGCUUCAGCGACUUCCCCAUUCCAGCUCACUUCCCAAACUACAUGCACAACUCUUUCAUCAUGGACUACUUCAACAUGUACGCAGACCACUUCCAGCUCCGGCAAUACAUCCAUUUCCAGACAAGGGUGCUGCAUGUAAAGCAGAGGCCUGAUUUCUCCCACUCCGGCCAGUGGGAAGUAGAGACAGAAACCAGGGAUGGGAAGAAAGAAAGCAACGUUUUUGAUGCAAUUAUGGUUUGCACUGGACAUCACUGUCACCCGCGCCUGCCCCUGUCUGAUUUCCCGGGCAUUGACACAUUUAAGGGGAAGUACUUCCACAGCCGAGACUACAAGACGCCAGAGGAGUGGCGUGGGAAGAGGGCGGUGGUGAUUGGCAUUGGGAAUUCUGGAGGUGACAUCGCUGUGGAGCUCAGCAGAAUGGCCAAGCAGUUGUUCCUAAGUACCCGCCGUGGUGCUUGGGUCUUGAAUCGAGUGGGUGAUAAUGGCAUGCCCUUGGACAUGAUCUUCACCAGAAUGACACGGACAGUCCAGAGGAUACUACCUUUUGACUUCUUUUGUGGCAUUGUCGAGAAUCAGCUCAACCGCCGGUUUAACCAUGCUAUGUACGGGCUGCAGCCCAAGCACAGGUUCUACAGUCAGCACCCCACUCUGAACGACGAGCUGCCCAACCGUAUCCUCUCUGGCACGGUGCAGGUGAAGCCCAACAUCAAAGAGUUCCAAGGUUCCAGCGUGGUGUUUGACGACGGCUCCGUGGAGCACGACAUUGAUCUGGUGGUGUUUGCCACCGGCUACAGCUUCUCCUUCCCAUUCCUUCCCCCUCACGUGCUUUCGGUCUCUGAGAACAAGACCCCUCUGUAUAAGUACAUCUACCCACCGGGGUUAGAGCACCCCACUCUGGCUGUAAUUGGAUUGAUUCAGCCUCUUGGUGCCAUCAUGCCCAUUUCAGAGAUGCAGGCUCGCUGGGCCACACGGGUCUUUAAAGGGUUGAAUAAGCUUCCCUCGAUGAGUGCCAUGAUGAAGGACAUCAAGUGCAAAGAAGAUUCAAUGAACAAGAGGUACGUGACUUCCAAUAGGCACACCAUCCAAGUGGACUACAUUCCCUACAUGGAUGAGUUGGCUGAUCAGGUGGGAGUGCAGCCCAGGUUCCUGUCUGUGCUCCUACGGGACCCUGGCUUGUGGCUUAGAAUUGUGUUUGGCCCCUGCACACCUUAUCAGUACCGCCUGUGUGGACCGGGCCAUUGGGAGGGGGCCCGCCAGGCAAUCUACACUCAGUUGGAACGGGUGGUAGCGCCCCUCAAGACACGACCCAUUCCUGCUAAGGAAACCAGGCGUACCUUUAGUGCUCACCUGCUCUCUCUGUCAACCGUCGCUGCAUUGGUGGUGGCUGUGAUCUAUAAGAAAGACAACUUCCAGGAGUAUCUCCAGUAUCCCAUAAUGCUACUGGACAGGCUGAAGACACACCUGCCUGCUUAGACAUCAGUGUUGUGUCAAGUGUCGUAUAUCAUGCAAUAUGAGGGAUUGAUUUAUCUGUCAUGUCAUGUUUUUCAUGCAUUUCAUAUAUAAAAUGCUUAUGGUAAGUGUAAGUGUACUAAGUCUUUUAUACCUGGAUUAAACUGAUGAAAUGCAUAUGGUUUAUAAAAGGGGAUGCAAAUGAGAUUUCACAAUAUCCUGGACAGUUUUGCAUUGUGGUAAAUAAUAAUUUGAUUGGUUGUUUACCACAGUAUUGUUAUUUUUUAUUAGCCUAUGAGUCAGUAAUUGAAUAAAAAGUGUUUGUUUUAUUUUCACUACACUACCUAUGUUCCACUUGAUGCACUAUCUUGUAAUGUUGUCUUAAUUUACUGCAGUGUAAAUUGUCAAUUUACUUCUUUCUUGAUAUUAUUGUUCCUGAUAUAUCAAGAGCAUACAACUUAAAUAAUGUGCAAUUAACAAUAAAGUACCACAGAAUUCAUGUAUUA